This is a messenger RNA of Brachypodium distachyon (stiff brome), 950 nucleotides long. RefSeq names its product mavicyanin. The record is from RefSeq and is a predicted model, not a curated record. Lineage: Eukaryota; Viridiplantae; Streptophyta; Magnoliopsida; Poales; Poaceae. The coding region runs from base 124 to 720 and encodes 198 amino acids. Gene Ontology annotation, cellular component: plasma membrane. The transcript has 2 exons. Gene Ontology annotation, molecular function: electron transfer activity.
CCAGUACUACUGCCACCCUCCGGCCUUCUUCUACUCAUCAGCGAGCAAGAACAGAGCGAGGAACAAAGCCGCCGGGGAGGACUUCAUCUCCAUAUAUCUCUUCCUUCGAUCUCGGUGCUGGCCAUGGGCGCUGCGAGGAGGGGUUCGGCCAUGGCCGUGGCGGCGCUGGUGGCGGCGGCGAUGUGGGCCGGGAUGGCGGCGGCGGCCUCGUACGAGGUGGGCGACAAGCUCGGGUGGACCAUCAUGGGCAACCCCAACUACGGCGCCUGGGCCAACUCCAAGAAGUUCCACGUCGGCGACACCAUCGUGUUCACGUACAACAAGCAGUUCCACAACGUGAUGGCGGUGAGCAAGGCGGACUACAAGAACUGCGACGUGACGAAGCCGAUGGCCACCUGGUCCACGGGCAAGGACUCCGUCGUCCUCAACACCACCGGCACCCACUACUACCUCUGCGGCUACCCGGGCCACUGCGGCAUGGGGCAGAAGGUCGCCGUCCACGUGUCCGCCGCCUCCUCUGACGCCCCUUCCGCGGCACCCUCCAUGGCGCCCGCGCCGGCAUCCUCCUCCGGCUCCGGCGGUAGCACCGCCGGCCGCGCCGCCGCCGCCGCGCCUUCGCCGAACAAAAACGCCGCGCCGUCGACCGUCGGAUGCUCCGUCGCCCUGACCGCCGCCGCGUCCGUGCUCUCCGUCGCCGCCGCCGGCCUCAACCUCCUGUAGUCGAGUCAAGGACAUGGGUGUCUCGUCUCGCCUUGUGAAUCGUGAGCUUGCGUUUGUGACCGCCGCAUGAGCACUGCGUAUGAGCUUCCGGAGUCUGCGUUCCGUUUCUUGUUUUUGCCUCUUGUUCCAUAUAAACUCUAGUCUGAUUCUGUGGGUCCUGGUUUGAUUUGGGAGUUUGUGCCGGUUGCCGUCGGUUUUAGUUCUAUCAAUUGAGCACUCGUAUUAUCUCA